This is a messenger RNA of Varanus komodoensis (Komodo dragon), 7486 nucleotides long. RefSeq names its product inositol polyphosphate-4-phosphatase type II B (gene INPP4B). Gene Ontology annotation, molecular function: phosphatidylinositol-3,4-bisphosphate 4-phosphatase activity. The record is from RefSeq and is a predicted model, not a curated record. Gene Ontology annotation, cellular component: cytoplasm. NCBI's taxonomy places the organism in Eukaryota, Metazoa, Chordata, Lepidosauria, Squamata, Varanidae. The transcript has 28 exons. Bases 273 to 3563 code for a protein of 1096 amino acids.
AGGUGGCCGCCCGGCUGGCUGGCAGGCAGGCGGAGUCUCUCGCCUUCUCUUUUCCGUUCUUCUCCCUCGUUUGGCCAGAGGUUGCUGGAAGCCGCAGACUAUAAAUAGCCGAGGCUACCCACGAAGUCUUUGCGUGUCACAGACCGGGAAGAAAAGGUUGCCGCUUCUUCGCCUUCACGGGGAGGCAACUAGUUCACCUUGCCUGCUGAAUAGAUCUUGUGCACUUUCAACCAGUUCAUUAGCAUCCCUAUUAUUUUAUACCUCUCCUCUUCAUGAGCAGUCGGAUACGAUACAAUGCUAAGGAAUUGGCUUCACUGGCUAGAAGGCCAUCAUCUUAUUUUGACAAGGAAGGAAACCUGAAGAUAUGCAGAGUGUUCGGGGAUGGUAAAUGUAUAGAGCCAAGAGAGAGCUGGUGUCGUCUGAAAGGGAAUCUGCUCUUUCUAAUGAAAAAUAAGACAAAGAGUUGUGAAGCCUCUGAGUUAGUCAUCCUGGAGCGGUGCUGUAUCGUGGAGUUCAGGAAUAAAGCAGAUGUUUCAGUAGUGCUUAUUUUUAAUGGCUUCAAGAAGUUUUCUCCCAAGACAAGUCCAAGUCCGGAACUGAAAGAAUAUUGUUUCAAGCAAUUCAGUGCAGCAGGAUGGAGUUAUGGCAGGGAGUUUCAGAGUGGAGAACCAGAUCUUUACCUCGAAGCUGCAUCUAGAUCUGACUGUGCAUCCUGGGCAGUGGCACUUGGAAAGGCAAAUUCUGAAGGUCUGCGCAAUAAAAUUCAGCAGCUCCAGAGGCUGAUCAUGGAAAUCAAGGAGGAGAAAACAGCAGAUGAAGUGCAGCAAUUUCUUCUAUCAGCACCGGCAGACAAUCUUGCAGAACCUAAGAUUACAACAGGUCUUAAGAGGAGUGUCAUAGAACCAAAAUUAGAAUUCAGUCUAGCGUGUAAAGAUCUAGUGGCUCCUACCCGUGAUCGAAAGCUGAAUACAUUUGUGCAGAUUACAGUUGUACAUCCAGGGGAGCAAAAUUCAACAAGAUAUGCAAGUACGGAAAUUGUGGAGGGAACAAGAGACCCACUGUUUCUGACUGGCGUGACGUUCCCAUCAGAUUACCCUAUCUGUGAGGAGACCAAAAUAAAACUAACCGUCUAUGAUGUCAAGGAUAAAUCUCAAGACACGGUUCGCACCAGCAUCCUGUCAGAAAACAAAGAUCCAAGGACAGAUAUUGCAAGAAGCUUCCUGGGUUGUGCUACAUUUAAAGUAGGCGAGUUGGUGAAAUCAAAGGAGAAACAAUUGACUCUUAGCCUGAGGAGCUCAGAUGGUGGAAAAACAUUUGGCACAAUCGAUGUCAGUUUUGUGAAGAUGGGGGAAACUGAGGAUGGGGAAGCAGAUCACAGCACAACAGAUGUGCAGGGACAAAAGUGUGCCUUGGUUUAUGAGUGUACAUCUCUGGAAAACGCCAAUAGUAAAGACAAUUUACCUUUAUUUAAUGCAGUGUUAAAAAAUCCGAUCUGUAAGUUCUAUAGAUUCCCCACUUCUGACAACAAGUGGAUGUGUGUACGGGAACAGAUGUCUGAGAGCACUCUUUCUUUUCAUAUUCCCAAGGAACUCAUCAAUUUGCACAUAAAGGAGGAUAUGAGAAGGAAUCAGGAGCUUAAAGAACUCGGGGAACUUGCUCCACAUUGGGAUAAUAUGCGUAAAAGUGUUAUUUCACACUGUGAGCAAAUGUUGACCCUCUACCAAAAUAUGCUUACAGAACUUGGGAAAUAUACAGGCUCUUCCUUCAAAUCGAGUUGCAGUAAAGGGGAAAAGACGCUAGAAUUUGUUCCAAUCAAUCUACAUCUGCAGAGAAUGCAUGUGCACAGUCCUCGGUUAAAAGAUGUUCUUUAUGAUGUCAUUACAGUAGGAGCUCCUGCAGCACAUUUUCAGGGUUUUAAAAAUGGUGGUCUUCAAAAACUAUUGAAUAAAUUUGAGUCAGAAAGGCGAAAUACUGUGUACCAAUGUAUUUACUAUUCACCUGAAAACACAGCCAAGGCAAAAGAAGUUCUCAGUAACAUCAAUCAUCUGCAGCCUCUCAUAUCAAGCCACACAGACGUGCUGCUUAAUUCUGCAAGGCAGCAUUUGCCAGACAGCUUGAAGAAUUCUUUAAAGAUGCUUUCAGAAACGACAGAGUUAUUUGUGCAUGCAUUUAAGGAUCAGCUGAUCAGAAGUGCCCUUUUAGCUCUAUACACAGCUCGUCCGGGUGGCGUCCCGAAAAAAACAACUGUGCCACGGAACAGUGCUGAAGAAAGUGUUGAUCAGCCAAACCAGGAUCAUCCAUCCCAGGUUAAGAGACAAGAUUCUAUACCUCACCAUUCAGAAUAUGAUGAGGAAGAGUGGGAUAGGGUGUGGGCCAAUGUGGGAAAGAGUUUAAAUUGCAUUAUUGCAAUGGUGGACAGAUUACUUGAAAAAGACAAAGACUCCAGCCUCACCAAGGAAGAUGAAAAUGACCCUUCACCAGCAAGACAUGCAGCAUCUCACAUAAGUGGUGACUGGUAUGAACAACUUUAUCCACUGACAGUUACACUGAAGGACUGUAUUGGAGAGGUGGUGACGAGGGCGAAGCAAUCCAUGUCCUUUGUUCUGCUUCAGGAGCUGGCAUGUAGUUUGCCACAAUGUUUAAUGCUGACCCUGAGAAGAGAUAUUGUCUUCAGCCAAGCACUUGCUGGAUUGGUCUGUGGAUUUAUAAUCAAGCUACACUCUAGUUUACGUGAUCAAGGCUUCCUACAGCAGCUUCAUACAGUGGGGAUAAUUGUUCAGUAUGAGGGCCUCCUCAGCACGUAUAGUGAGGAAAUUGGAAUGCUGGAAGACAUGGCUGUAGGGAUAUCAGAUUUACAGAAAGUCCUGUUUAUAAUAACUGAAGCUAAAUCAGAUGAUCUCUUGCCUAUUAUAACUGGAAGACGGGGACAUUAUAUAAUAGAAAUUAAACUUCCAGAAAAAAUGUUUGAGUUGUUGCCACAGGAGAUUAAAGAGGGAAAACUGCUCCAUGUAUAUCCAGUUCUUUUUAAUGUUGGAAUAAAUGAACAGCAAACUCUUGCAGAAAGGUUUGGAGAUACUUCCCUGCAAGAAAGUGUUAACCAGGAGAAUUUGGAACUACUAAAGGAGUAUUAUAGGCUGUUUACAGAAAAAAUGCCCCCGGAUUGCCUACCACAUUUUCAAGAACAGAAUGACUUAAAGGGAUUACUAGAAAAUCUCCAUCAAAAUAUUCAGGCUAAAAAAAGAAAGAAUGUAGAAAUCAUGUGGCUGGCUGCAACGAUUUGCCGCAAGCUAAAUGGAAUCCGGUUUACCUGUUGUAAAAGUGCCAAAGAUAGGACAUCCAUGUCAGUGACACUGGAACAAUGUUCAAUUUUAAGAGAUGAACAUCAACUGCACAAAGACUUCUUUAUCCGAGCACUGGACUGUAUGAGGAGAGAAGGAUGCCGCAUAGAGAAUGUACUGAAGAAUGUCAAAUGCAGAAAGUAUGCUUUCAACAUGAUACAGCUGAUGGCUUUCCCAAAGUACUACCGACCACCAGAGGGAACAUAUGGAAAAGCUGACACCUAAGCUUAGACAAAAUAUAAACAAAAUGUGUGCAGGAGCACACAACUUUGCUCCUUACUUAGCACAAAUUCCUUUGUGUUGCCUCUCAGAUUGGGAGUAUGUAAGAGGGGGAAAAAUACCUAGGACCUGUCUUACCAAACCGUACUGUCAUUCAAAGUAAAAGUAUGGUAGGUUGAGUGUUCUGGCUACCACCACCUUUAAUAAAUAGUAUGAGACUGUAUCUCAUUAACCAGCCUGAUCAUUAUGCAGGUGGAAGACCAAAUCUUGAGUUGGUAGGUGUCACCAUGAACCCACUUCCAUAUCAAGCAGCGCUGAAUUGUCUGAAAUAUUUCAGGCUGGAUUACGGUCAGAGCUAAAGUGAAAGUUGGGCUGCAGUAUGUAAGAUCCAUGAUACAUUUUGAAAAGAAGUGUUAAUCUCGGUGACGGUGCAUCAUUAAAUAUUUGCUGAAAUCUUCUGCUUUCCUGAAUGAUCUUUGCAGCUCCAGUUCCAUGUGUUGCUUUAAAAAAAGCUGGGGUAUUCCUUCACUAAGCUAAGUAGUAUGUUGUGAUUGUCUUGGAAGCAGGAUCUAGAGUCGUACUAGAUGAUCUCUGCAGUGUUAAUGGACCACUUAACAAGGAUGGCCACUGGAGUCUAUAUUCUGGACAAUCUAAAAAAUGGAAUAGAAAAGGAGAUUAGAUCUUGGGUGGUUAGAAUGUUUGCAUUUGAAUGAAAACAGAAUGGUAGCCUACAGAAAUGAAAUAAUCUAGGUAACCUGUAAUGGUUACAGUGUAACCUGUGGUCAUGAUUAACCAUUCUCAUGAAGGACAAAGGAUAAUUUGCCUUGUGACACAGCAACGUUUAAUCAAGAAUCUCAUCAUUUGUGACUGUCAUUGUGGAUCAGAAAUGAGAGCCGUUUUUAAAGACAAAUGUAAAUUUAAGUUCUAGAUUUGAAUUACAGAUGCUGGGAAUUAUAAAUAAAUGAGCACCACAUGUGAAAAUGAAGUUCAUUUUUAUUGUGAUAAGCAAGAAGAUUCAGCCAAAUUGUAUGACUUUAUUAAACUUCUCCAUUCUUUCACUGAGAUCUGAUCAGUGAAAACUGGGGCAGGAAGUUAAGUUGUAUCCAGCUAAAAAAAAAUGUAGGGAAAUUCAGCAAAAUAUAAUUAGCAUAGCCAAAGGUUAGCAGAGGUAAAGAUGAUAAUCCUGUCUGGCAAGUGUCAACAAUUGUGGAAUGUCAUCACACAAACUGAUUUCCUUUUGCCAUUGCAGAUAUUAUUUGAAUCUGUGUUUAUCUAUAAUUUAUGUUGUAUUUAAAUUAUAAAAGAGUUCCAUAUUUAAAAGGGCAGUGAAACCAUAUUAUUGUAAGUAAUUUGUUCAAUGCGCUCAGGAUCAAAACUGUUUUGAGGAUAUGGAUUCUCAGAAUGAAGCUUUCUUUAUACUACCACCAUGUUAAAAUGUAAUCUGGCUUCCCACUUUUGCUAAAAUUUGUGUGAUUAGUCCCAGUUGAUUCAAUAUGUUUCAUACCAUUUGCUUGCUUAAAAUGAACAUGAGUUAAUUAAGAGUGAUGCCAGUUCCUUUUCUCUGUACUACAGUAUCUUAUGCAUUUUGGAACAGAUGUAACAGAGGAGCAAACUAAAGUGUAAAGAAUAGCUACACAUGAAUAUUUUGAAUAUUAAAAAAAGAUCAAAUGCAGUACAUUAUUUAGUACCUGCUAAUUACAUAUAAUUGAAUAGGUAUGGAAGAAUUCACACAUGCAUAUUGUGACUAUAUGCAUAUGUUUCUGAUGUCUACUGCAUUAAAAUAAUAGCUCGGCAUACUGUAAUCAGAAAUAGAAUUUUCUGACUGAAGGCUAUUAAUGAACAAAGUCAUGGAAACUUUUUGUCCCUCUAGAAGCAUGAAUAGCCAGCAGUAUUAAGAGCACAAUCCAGUGGCCUCCCAAUGUUAUCUGGGGCAUAGGAUUACUCAGAGCUGGGGCUGCACAGGCUGAGCUCCACCUCCUUUCUAUAUCCAGUAUGGAAAAAAACUGUGUCAGAUACAGAAAAAAAUGAAGCAUACUACCCUCCUCUCCCUUUUGCUAACAUUGUUACAUUCCAAACAAUGUUGCUGCUUUAAGUAAAUUCAAGGCCAGGCUAAUGGUUUUAAAAGCAUUAUCACUGAACUUUUGGGGGAUUUUUCCAAAGAAGCAUAACAGAUCAUUAAUUUUACCUCUCGAAAAAUAUUGCACUUCAGAAACUUAGUUUCUAAUGCUAUCUUUUAUGGAUAAUUUUGUGACCAGCAGGAAAACUCAUGAACAGAAGACAACUAUCAGGUAUAUUCUUUGGGUAUUAUAGUACUUUCUAAAUUAUGUUCCAGAACAGAAUAUUCCUGACUUGACAUAUACAGUUGGCUUGAAUUUUAAAUUAUUUAAUGCAAUGUAGAGUUUUCGGCAUGCUUGAGACCACUGGUUUGUGCAGUGCUUUGUAGCCUUCAUGGGUGUGUUUUUAUAGCCCUUUGCCUCUUGCUUAUGUAUUGUUUUCCUGACUGUUUAAAAAGCAAAGUAGUGCAUCCAAGUAUGUGUUUCUGAUUGUCUAAACAAUUGGGUACAUUUUCAGUGUCUUUUAAAAGGGAAGAAUAGCACAUUAUAGGUCAUGUGCUGUUGAAAAACUUUGCACAGACUUAGAUUUGUGAGAAAUCGUGUGUGUGUUUUGAGAAGGGAGGUUUUUCUCUGCUUGUUUCUUGAAUCUUAUGACCCAUGUCCCAUUAUUCAUUAAGUGCUAUCAAACUCUCAGUCAUGAUUACUUUUCUUUGUCUGCAAACGUGGUCAUAUAAUUUUGAAAACUACUUUGGAAGAAGUUAUGCCAAAAGGUGAUGUUUGAAAAAUCCUUCAAGGAGACUGGCAUGUGUGAUCAAAUGCUUCAAGGAAAAGUUUUUUCAUACUGUGUCCUGGAACCCAGAGUUCAGUAAACUGGUCUAGUUCCACAGUCCCAAGUAGGAUGUGAAAUUAUUUUUCUUGAACUCCAUCACAUAUAAUAAAUCAAAUUAUUUUUGAAGCUAAAGGAACUUUGAAAAGCAGUUUAUGAUAUGCUAUGGCAGGUAGGGUGGCCUGGUGCCCUGCUUUACUAAGGACAGUCCUCUCUUUGAAGAGUUGUCAGAGGAUGGCCCUCUAUUUCAAGGUGUUUGCUGUUUGAAGAACUGUGCAGUGGAAGCCCACUUUAAGGAUAACUUCAAGUAUGGGCUUCGUCUUGAAGUUGCCCACCAACAGUGGGCAUCUUGUACUGCAAACUGAGCAGGUACACAGGUCACCUGGUCUUCCCCACUGUGAUGAGAUGUACUGUAUUUCUAUGGAAAUUAUAGGUAUUACAUCUAAAUGUGUGUCCAUGCAUAGAAGUUAGCACGUGUAAUUCUUGUGCAGAUCAGUGUCCUCUGUCUGUUUAUCCUUUUUUGCAAUUCAUAAGUGUCCACUUACACUGAUGUCAGAUUGUAUAUUGUGGGAAGAAAGGGAGAGAAUCCUUGUGCAAGAGGGAAGGUUUAAUGCCGGCCAAGGAAGAGAGCCUUCAUGUAGGGCCAAAAUUGUUCUCUGGAAUGUGACCCAGACAGGCAUGCAUUUGUGAAGGACCACUGCCGCACAAGCCCCAUUCAUGUCAACAAAGAUAGUGCGAGACUAAUGAUCAGUACUGUUAUCUUUAGGGCUUUAAAGAAUAAAUUACUGUGGUGAAGCAUUAUGGGUAAAUUCAGAAGAAUGCAUGCUUUAAAUGGGUUGGGAAACAAGCUGAUCUCCUUUUGAACUGAAUUAGAUGACAGAUUCUGAUUUUCUUGCUUGAUGCAUGCAUUGACGCUUACUAUUAUUUUACCAUUUUGUCUAUUGGUUUAGGAACCACAAGUAUUGCUGUGUGUAAGCCAUUUCCAUUGUACAUUGUGUGUGUUGUGUGUGCAUGUAUUUUUAUUUAAAUAAAUGUGUCUUAUUUUUCAU